This is a messenger RNA of Drosophila erecta, 1669 nucleotides long. RefSeq names its product GTP-binding protein Rit2 (gene Ric). The record is from RefSeq and is a predicted model, not a curated record. The coding region runs from base 192 to 986 and encodes 264 amino acids. The transcript is spliced from 3 exons. Gene Ontology annotation, biological process: Ras protein signal transduction. NCBI's taxonomy places the organism in Eukaryota, Metazoa, Arthropoda, Insecta, Diptera, Drosophilidae. Gene Ontology annotation, cellular component: plasma membrane. Gene Ontology annotation, molecular function: GDP binding; calmodulin binding; GTP binding.
ACUACAGUCUCCAGUAUCACUAGACACUUUUGUCACGCGCCCAUCUCGAAGAGAACCAACCCCGACCAAGAAAAAAAACAAGAAAAUAAUACACAAUUGGCGACGGUGGUGCAGAGGUUCUCCGUGUGAUCCGAUCGAACGGAACUAGGACCGACACGGACCAGGUCUAAAUCCGUGAGGUCAGCGGUAUUAUGGCCGGCGACAUGUCCAUCGGCUGUGCGGCCCUAAAGCGAUCCAGCAAGCUGAGGUCCUGCACCAGUGCCGCCGACACGGACUCAAUGCGGGUGCCCAGCGACCACAGGGACAACGGGAGCCUGGUCAAGCCGCCUCCGGUGCCGCCGCAGAAUAUGCGCGGCGGUCUGCGGGUGUACAAGAUCGUCAUCCUUGGUGACGGCGGCGUUGGAAAGUCAGCUGUCACCCUUCAGUUCGUAAGCCACAGUUUCCUGGACUACCACGACCCCACAAUUGAGGAUUCCUACCAGCAACAGGCGGUCAUCGACAAUGAGGCCGCUCUGCUCGACAUCCUUGACACCGCCGGCCAGGUGGAGUUCACGGCCAUGCGGGACCAAUACAUGCGUUGCGGCGAAGGUUUCAUCAUAUGCUAUUCGGUCACCGACCGCCACAGCUUCCAGGAGGCAUCCGAGUACAGGAAACUGAUCACCCGUGUCCGCCUGUCCGAGGACAUUCCACUGGUUCUGAUUGCCAACAAGGUGGACCUGGAGUCGCAACGACGCGUGACCACCGAGGAGGGCCGGAACCUGGCCAACCAGUUUGGCUGCCCAUUUUUUGAGACAUCGGCUGCACUGCGUCAUUAUAUCGACGAGGCGUUCUACACGCUGGUCCGCGAGAUUCGGCGCAAGGAAAUGCAGAAGGCCCUGGGCACGGACUCUAAUUCGGAGAAGAUUCACACGGGGCGACGGAGUCGCUGGUGGCGCAUCCGAUCCAUCUUCGCUUUGGUUUUCCGGCGCAGACGAAACCUCAACUAGGCCUGGAUGUGGGUUCCCUCAAAUGAGUGCAAUAUUAACCACAAAACCGAGUAACUUUUGUUUGCUAUAUAUUCUAUAUAGCACAUACCCAUCAGAUACAACAUACAAGAGAGAAUUAACCGAUCGAAAAGGAUAACUAAUUGUUAUGGCCACAGUGGUUUAUUUAUUAUUUGUUACAAAAACUAUUUAAAGUACUUGUUGUUGGCCGGAAAGGAUAGCGAGGCAGUAGAUCAGCGAUAGAGUAUAUCAAUACGUUUAAGCACCGAUCCAAAAGAUACAUAUUAACAAUGCACGUACAUAUGUUUAUGUAGUAAAUAUUACUAACGUUGAUUCCUAGACGAGAGCGAUUAAGCAAGUGUGGCAAUUGGCUAAAGCUCAAAAGCAUUUAAAUUCAGCAAGAUCGAGGGAUAGUCCCCAACUAACAAUCUGAUGAUACUGAAUCCUAGCCAGGAGAUUAACCCAACAGCCAAUUGCCAGGUGCGAAGAGCAGAGUAGGGGAAGAUUUUUAAACUUAUGUAUGUACGUAUUUACCCAGAAUACACGCACAUGACAUACGACACGAGCCACACAUUUAACUAAUCGAAUAAAUGUUGAAUUUAAUGUAUACUAAUAUUAUAAAUCGAUCGAUCGACAUAAGUAUGUAAAACGCGGGAACAUUGCAAAUUAUAAAAUAUGAAUGAGAA